This is a messenger RNA of Drosophila eugracilis, 818 nucleotides long. It is a transcript of the gene RpL10Aa, whose product is annotated as 60S ribosomal protein L10a-2. The record is from RefSeq and is a predicted model, not a curated record. The coding region runs from base 101 to 751 and encodes 216 amino acids. The transcript has a single exon. Lineage: Eukaryota; Metazoa; Arthropoda; Insecta; Diptera; Drosophilidae. Gene Ontology annotation, molecular function: structural constituent of ribosome; RNA binding. Gene Ontology annotation, cellular component: large ribosomal subunit. Gene Ontology annotation, biological process: translation.
UCUCUUUUAACUUCAUAAUUCAUUUUAAAUUUUGUGCUGACAACACGUUAGAAAAAAGUCUCCAAAAAUUGUAUAAUAUAUAUACAGUAAAUCGUAAAUUAUGACAUCGAAAGUAUCUCAUGAACUGCUCUAUGCGGCUGUCAAAAAUAUACUACAAAACUCGCCGGACCAGGAUAGUGACCGCCUGCAAAAUGUAGAGCUGCAGAUUGGACUUCGGGACUAUGAUCCUGAAAAAUACAAGAGCUUCCAUGGAAGUGUUACUCUACAUCAUCUGGCAGUUCCACGAUUUAAGGUCUGCAUCUUCGGAGAUCAACAGCAUUGUUAUCAGGCCAAGGCCAUUGGCUUGGAUUGCCUGGAUAUGGAUGCCAUCAGGAAACUCAACAAGGAUCAAAAGUUGAUUAAGAAGCUGGCCAAGUCCUAUGAUGCCUUCUUGGCCUCCGAAUCGAUAAUCAAGCAGAUCCCAAAGCUAGUGGGUCAUGGUUUCACCAAUGCAGGAAAGUUUCUUGUCCCUUUGACUCACAAGGAAUCGAUGAGUUACAAAAUCAAGGUACUAUCCACCAAGAAGUUGCUGAUGAAAAAGAUGGUGUGUCUUUCGGUUAAUGUUGGACAUGUUGGCAUGCAGGCAGAGGAGUUAACUCAAAACUUAACUAUUUCGAUUAAUUUUCUGGUAUCCCUGCUGAAAGAUAACUGGCGAAAUGUUAGCUCACUUCAUAUCAAGUCAUCUUUGGGUGUUCCUCUUCGUCUGUACUAGAUAACUCUUAAGUUAAAGAGAAGAAAGUGUGAAUCAAGUGUAAUAAAGUAUCACGUGUUGUCUGAAA